Molecule: messenger RNA, 777 nt
Organism: Phlebotomus papatasi
Lineage: Eukaryota; Metazoa; Arthropoda; Insecta; Diptera; Psychodidae
Exons: 1
Coding region: 1-777 (258 amino acids)
Source: RefSeq, a predicted model, not a curated record
AUGAAACAGUUCUGGGAAAUCGAAGAUAUCCCCAAAGAGGACGUCAAAUCGUUUGAGAAAGCUGAGGCGGAGAAAUCCUUUGACACAACUGUCACUCGAACUAAAGAAGGGAGAUAUCAAGUUCAACUUCCUCUCAAUGAGAACAUUCAGGUCUUACAUUCCAAUCGAAAUCAAGCAUUGCGUCAAUUCUCGCAACUUGAACGCCGACUUGAUAAGAACUUGACUCUCAAAGAAUUAUACUUAACUGUAUUUCGUGAGUAUUUACAGUUGGGAAUUAUUGAACGGGUCCCUGCAAACCAAUUGUUUGCUCCUUCAAUACCAAAAUACUACAUGCCACAUCACUGCGUGAUUAGGGAAAAUGCGUUGUCCACCAAAGUUAGACCAGUAUUUAAUGCAAGUUCCGUCACAGCGUCAGGUGUGAGUCUCAAUGACUGCUUGCAUGUGGGACCUAUCGUUCAGCCCCUUCUGAUUUCAAUCCUUUGGAGAUUUAGGAUGCAUAAAUAUGCAUUAACUUGCGACAUUGUUAAAAUGUAUUUGCAGGUUGAGCUUCACCCUUCCCAUAGAGACCUGCAAAGAUUCGUGAUCAGACUCGACAAUGAAAUCGAAGAUUUUCGAUUUACACGGGUUUGUUUCGGGGUUGCCAGCUCUCCAUUUUUGGCAACUAGGGUUCUCAUGCAGUUGGCAGAAGACGAAGGUAAUCGAUACCCAGCUGCAGCUAAAGUCAUUCGCGAGAAUACCUAUCCCAGCAAACAUUUUCUUACGAUUGUUGGAACUUAA